This is a messenger RNA of Mesocricetus auratus (golden hamster), 1995 nucleotides long. It is a transcript of the gene Qrsl1, whose product is annotated as glutaminyl-tRNA amidotransferase subunit QRSL1. The record is from RefSeq and is a predicted model, not a curated record. The transcript has 11 exons. Gene Ontology annotation, molecular function: glutaminyl-tRNA synthase (glutamine-hydrolyzing) activity. Bases 140 to 1711 code for a protein of 523 amino acids. Lineage: Eukaryota; Metazoa; Chordata; Mammalia; Rodentia; Cricetidae. Gene Ontology annotation, cellular component: mitochondrion; glutamyl-tRNA(Gln) amidotransferase complex. Gene Ontology annotation, biological process: mitochondrial translation; glutaminyl-tRNAGln biosynthesis via transamidation.
GAACUCGACCAAUCCAAGCGCUCAGUGUUGAAGCGGCCCGUGAGGUUCCAAGAUGUCUGCGCCCAUGUAACGCUAGUGGCCGACGGCGAUUUCUUCCUCUGCUCCGGGCUCCUCUGGUACCCGGCUGAACCCGAGGAUUAUGCUGGGCCGGACUCUCCGAGAAGUUUCUGCAGCACUGAAACAGGGCCAAGUCACACCAACAGAACUGUGCAAGAAAUGUCUCUCCCUCAUCAAGAAAACCAAGUAUCUAAAUGCUUACAUUACUGUGUCAGAAGAGGUGGCCUUAAAGCAAGCUGAGGAAUCGGAGAAAAGAUACCAACAAGGUCAGUCGCUUGGAGAUUUAGAUGGAAUUCCUGUUGCUGUAAAAGACAACUUCAGCACAUCUGGCAUUGAGACAACAUGUGCAUCAAAUAUGCUAAAAGGUUAUAUACCACCUUACAAUGCUACAGUAGUUCAGAAGUUGUUGGAUCAGGGAGCUCUUCUCAUGGGGAAAACAAAUUUGGAUGAGUUUGCUAUGGGAUCUGGAAGCACAGAUGGUGUGUUUGGACCAGUUAAAAACCCCUGGAGUUAUUCAAAGCAAUACAGAGAAAGGCGGCGACAUGAUGAGCACGGUGAUUCGCAUUGGCUGAUAACUGGAGGGAGCUCGGGUGGCAGUGCCGCUGCAGUGGCAGCGUUCACGUGCUUUGCGGCUCUAGGAUCAGAUACUGGAGGGUCCACCAGAAACCCUGCUGCCCACUGUGGGCUUGUUGGUUUCAAACCAAGUUAUGGCUUAGUUUCCCGUCAUGGCCUCAUUCCCCUGGUGAAUUCGAUGGAUGUGCCAGGAAUCUUCACCAGAUGUGUGGACGAUACAGCAAUUGUGCUAGGUGUACUGGCUGGACAUGACCCCAAAGAUUCCACCACAGUACAAGACCCUAUUAAGCCACUCAUGAUUCCUGGUGAGAUGGAUGUAAGCAGACUGUGUAUAGGAAUCCCAAAGGAAUAUAUGGUACCAGAGCUGUCAAGUGAAAUACAGUCUCUCUGGUCCCAAGCUGCUGACCUUUUUGCGUCUGAGGGUGCCAAAGUGAUUGAAGUCUCCUUGCCACACACCUGCUACUCAAUUGUCUGCUACCAUGUGCUGUGUACAUCGGAAGUGGCUUCGAAUAUGGCAAGAUUUGAUGGGCUACAAUAUGGUCACAGGUCUGGCAUUGAUGUAUCCACUGAAGCCAUGUAUGCUGCAACCAGACAAGAAGGGUUCAAUGACGUGGUACGAGGAAGAAUUCUCUCAGGAAACUUUUUCUUAUUAAAAGAAAAUUAUGAGAAUUAUUUCAUCAAAGCGCAGAAAGUGAGGCGCCUCAUUGUGAGGGAUUUCGUGAAUGCUUUUGAAUCUGGUGUGGAUGUCCUGCUAACUCCCACCACCCUGAGUGAGGCAGUGCCAUACUUGGAGUUCAUCAAAGAAGACAACAGGACACGAAGUGCCCAGGAUGACAUUUUCACACAAGCUGUAAAUAUGGCCGGUUUGCCAGCAGUGAGUGUCCCUGUGGCCCUCUCAAACCAAGGGUUACCAAUAGGACUGCAGUUAAUCGGACGUGCAUUUUGUGACCAGCAACUUCUGACAGUUGCCAAAUGGUUUGAAAAACAAGUACAGUUUCCUAUUAUUCAGCUGCAAGACCUCAUGGAUGAUGGCUCGUUGGUUCUUGAAAAUGGAAAGUUAACUUCAGUUUCUCUGACCUAAUAGUGAUCAAUGAAUGAAGCAAUUGGCUGGUAGUGGGGUGCCAGGACUCCAUCGCUGGUCUCGGGCUUGCUAGGCAGGCUGUCUGCCCUUGGACUGACUCUCCACCACUGGAUCACGCCAUUAAAAUGACUGAGGUGCUGUUCUCUAGAGUGCCCAGUGAUCUUGCUCAGCUCUGUGAUUACGUUCACUGUCAACACUGUGUGUCCUGGGAAUCACUUCUUCAAAUCCCUGUGAUGUUAUUAAUUGUAAUAUUUAUACAUUCAUUAAAUAACUGUUAAAUUCAA